AUCAGGGUCAUUCUACGUAUGUACCCCCUUCGGCCCCUUUACUUACAUAGUACACCGUUUUUAUCUUUACUUCAUCCCUUUUUAUAUUUACUCUCUUCGCUCUCUUUUUUAGCUUUCUUUACUAGUAAUUCUCCGAUCACACUAAGACUACAUACGAGUCAAUUAUAAAUUUUGGCAAAAACACAAAAAUGACAUCAAGAUACAGGGUCGAGUAUGCGUUGAAGACUCACAGGCGAGACCAGUUUAUAGGUAUUUAUCCAGCACCACGAUCCUUCGCCGAUCCUUCACUGUUUUACCGUCGUCGUUGGAAAACAGGCUUCCGGAUACCGGAUAUCCCCAGGGCCCUGCAAUGGAUCAAAGGGUUAUUGGCCGUCCCCUUUGUAUUAUACUCACAGCCCACAGGCGUUUUUGAAACCAAUGGAUUCAACGUGACUCAGAUGUCCGAAGAGGCGCACAGGCGUUAUGCCGAAAUCAUGAGGGACGUCGAGGUGAUGAUCGACGAUCACAUAACGCACCAAUUAGAAUCGAGCAGGGUCCCCUCUAAGCUCAAGCUCCUCGUCCCGACCAUAGGCAACUUCUUCACCCGGCUGCCCCUCGAGGCCGCCUUCAAGUUCCAGGACCGCAAGCGCUACAUCUCCUCCCGCCGCUUCGUCUCCCCUUCCUUCAACGACGUGCGCCUGAUCCUCAACACCGCCCAGCUCAUGGCCGUCACUACCCACGGCACCCUCCAGCUCGCCACGUUCGACGGAGACGUCACGCUGUACGACGACGGCGAGAGCCUGGAACCCACCAGCCCCGUCAUCUCGCGCAUGAUCGACCUCAUGCGCAAGAACGUCAAGAUCGGCAUCGUCACGGCCGCCGGGUACACCCUGGCCGAGCAGUACUACGCCCGCCUCCACGGGCUGCUCGACGCGAUCGCGAGCUCCACGGCGCUGACGCCGCAGCAGCGCCAGAACAUCGUCAUCAUGGGCGGCGAGGCCAACUACCUGUUCGAGUUCAGCCCGACGUCGCCGCACCUGCUGUCCCCGGUGCCGCGGGAGCGGUGGCUGACGGCGGAGAUGGCCUCGUGGUCGGACGCGGCGAUCACGGCGCUGCUGGACGUCGCGGAGGCCGCCCUGCGCGACUGCAUCAAGAACCUGAACCUGCCGGCGACGCUGAUGCGCAAGGACCGCGCCGUCGGCAUCAUCCCGAGCCCGGCGACGGUGCGCAUCCCGCGCGAGUCCCUCGAGGAGACGGUGCUCGUCGUCCAGAAGAUCCUCGAGCUGAGCGUCGUCGGCGGCCGCGACUUCGACAACAACAACAAGCAGCUCGUGCCCUUCUGCGCCUUCAACGGCGGCCGCGACGUCUUCGUCGACAUCGGCGACAAGAGCUGGGGCGUCUCCGUCUGCCAGCAGUGGUUCGGCGGCAGCGACGCCCAGUCCCGCAUCCGCCCCGAGCAGACCCUCCACGUCGGCGACCAGUUCCUCAGCGCCGGGAGCAACGACUUCAAGGCCCGCAGCGUCUCCACCACCGCCUGGAUCGCGAGUCCCGCCGAGACCGUCGAGCUGCUCGACGAGCUGGCCGGGUUCAUGAGCAAGAAGUUAAGCUGA
Daldinia caldariorum is the source of this 1589-nucleotide messenger RNA. Its product is annotated as IMP-specific 5-nucleotidase. Gene Ontology annotation, biological process: nucleotide metabolic process; nicotinic acid riboside biosynthetic process; nicotinamide riboside biosynthetic process. The record is from RefSeq and is a predicted model, not a curated record. The transcript is spliced from 4 exons. NCBI's taxonomy places the organism in Eukaryota, Fungi, Ascomycota, Sordariomycetes, Xylariales, Hypoxylaceae. Gene Ontology annotation, molecular function: magnesium ion binding. The coding region runs from base 189 to 1589 and encodes 466 amino acids.